Symbiodinium sp. CCMP2456 is the source of this 921-nucleotide messenger RNA. NCBI's taxonomy places the organism in Eukaryota, Dinophyceae, Suessiales, Symbiodiniaceae. The record is from the annotation of a GenBank genome assembly.
GUCUUCUGGUGGAAGUACUUCCUCUGCACGGACAUCCGGGUCUUCCCCGAAGCCCGGAAGUUCCACCCGGCGGAAGCCAUCGCCCGCUGGAGCGUGCAAGUGGACGACAAGGGGAGGCCCUACUUCAAGGUCACGGCCCUUGGGAAGGACAACGUGGUGUGGAUCAACGAGCGCACGCCGCCGCAGCCCCCGGCCUCGGGUCAUCGGUGGCCCUCGCCCGCGCUGCCGGCGAUGCACACCAAAGGAGAAGUCCGUACAGAGGACGAUCUUCUUUACCAAAGGUCUUUGCCCAACUUCCCCGAUGAGAAGACAGGGCGCCCGAUGCUGCGGCCCUCGGACAGUGAGGGCCUGCUGUCCUACUUGACGGUGCCCUACCUGCGGCAGCCGCUGCUGCUGAGCUUCUUUACGACGCAGGACCGUAGCAACUGCCUUCGCCAGGGCACGCUGCAAAGGAUCCUCCAGGCCUCGAUGCUGGAGCCUGGGAGGCUGCUCUUCCCCGAGGACAUGAAGAACAUCCCGGAGUUCGUGCCCGCCACGGCCGAGGAGGAGCACCUGGUGGCCUCUCCUUUCAGUCAGAUUCUCACGGAGCUGGCUCAUGGGCCGACGGUGAUCCUGACCGCCGUGGGCAAGCUGAUGGCCCUCACCUUAAGCCUCGCGACCUCCGUGACCUCGGAGACGGUUCCGGCGAUCCUCUUCUCCGUGCGCCUGGCGGUGCGUGUCGAGUCCGCAGCGGCGCUUUUGAUGGACCACGCCGAGGGCAAGGUGGCACGCGCCUGGCCCAGGCUCACCACCACGCCCAGCGUUUUGGAAGACCUGAGGCGUGGCCGGAGCUUGCUGCGGAGCACCUUCGAGGGCGAAGUCCUGCCAUGGUUUGAUAGGUGGGGAUUUCCGAAAAUAGGGGACCCAAAUAUAGCACCCUAA